AUGGCGAUAUCUGGAACCACCUCGGCCCUCGUCGCCGCCUUCGCCUUUGGCAUCGUUGUCAACGCGGCAUCGGCGGCCCUAUUUCUCAAUGUCAGGGGCCAUGGCUCGUCGAUCUUUCGGGACGGCAAGAGGCUGGUCCUCGCUAUUUUUCUAUUCAGCGCCGCCACUUGGGCCCAAGUUGGCUUCAUUACAACUCUAAUAGAUCCGUCCGCCGAGAAUUCGUGCCAGAUCGCCAUCAUCUUCACCACUAUUUUUGACCAACUCGCCCGAUAUUCGAUUGAACAACAUUCUCUCUGGGUUAUAAACGAUGGGACUCAGGCGUCGGCCGGCCAGAUCAUCCCGCAGGUCUUGCUGGGCGUCCGGUUCGUCCUGGGGGCCGUUUUCGUCGGCCUUUCAAGACCGCAGUUCAACACCGUUUGUGUGCCGGUCUCAUCUGUUCUCGCCCUUGCCAUCGCAUUAGUAGUGGUGGAUGCGGUGAUUGUCGCGAUUUUGGCCGGCCGGGCCAUUUCUGUCGGGCUGAUCAAGAAAAUGCAAGACGGUGGCCCUGACUCGGCCCGAAGCAAGGCUGUUGUUGCGUCGCUCAUUGGUCUGACAAUAUGGAUGGCGACGAGUGUAGCCAUGCUGCUUGGCAUAUUCACUACCGACUACAUAUUCAGAAGCACCGUCCCGGCUGGUGGUCUCACCAUCCUGCUAAUUAUUGUAACUGCGAGCACAAGCGCGUUCGGAGACCAGAAGCCGAGGGAUAGAGACCGGAACGUACCAGAGGCACCGUCACCGAGACAGAUUGUAACUGCACGGUCCAUCUCCACUUCAGCCUCCAACGAGUACCCGCCGAGUCGAUACGAAGACCUCAAAAACGAGCAGAUUACUUCCAGCACCGCAUUCGUCCAGCCGAGGGAAGUACCGUUUCCAAACCAGGGCUUGCCGAGCAUCACAAACCCCGGGAUGUCAGGACAGGGCAUGGGUGGAGUUCCAGUUCAGGGCCAGUUGUUCCCUCCGAUGCGGUCGGUCCCGGCACCCGUCAACCCUCGUGAGGGAAAGCAGCAGGAGAGGCUACCGAACAAGCCCAGGACGCUGUUUUCGAACGCUGGUGCGGGGCCAGCGAAGACGAUCACGGUCGGGAAACUGGCUAUAUCAGCUCCUGUCCUUCAGGAGGGCGGCUCGAAUCCAUUGGACAAGGUAGCCACAACCGAUCUUGACACGGCAGCAAGGAAAGAGAAAGAGAGGAGAGCACUCCUGGCGAGCCAGAGCCAAAGCUCGUCGGCUGUUCGGAACGAGGCCGCUGCUACGGCCAUCGAGCCGGCGCAGGGCGUUUUGCGGGCCACGAGUACCGUUCGAAAGGAAGUGGUUGGGCAGGCGUCUUUGCCCGCUUUGCCCGAUGGCGCCACAUCAGCGACAGGCGUCACGACCGGUUCUCAACUUUCGCCCGGCGGUGAGGAACUCCGGAGAAGAUCGCCGAGGCAUGCGCCAUCGACUUCGCAGACCUCGGCACAAUCGGUGGCCAUCUCAGCGACCAGCCGGCCACCUUCUCCCCCACAAAAGUCGGCAGCCCGGGCUCUGCCUAAGAAUCAAGAUGUUAUUAUCAGGACAGAUAUCCCUCCGUCUCGGCAACUACCUCCGUCCCCCGAGACCACAGCCCCUGAACCAGCAAAGACGCCUCUGCAGAGACGACCAACGAAUGGCCUCCCUGGGAACCCGAGGGCAAUGUCUGUAAGGAGGCCGCCAGGUGAAUCUGGGCCUCAAGGUGAAUCUGGACCUCAGAGGCAACAAACUGUCAUGUUCGUCAACAACAUCAUAUAUGACGACCCGAAUUACGUCGAAAGCGUCAUAGGAGAUGCCAAGGAGCGCGGCCCGAAGACGGCUGUCCCGCCGCCUAUCAACACAGCAUCUGCGAGCCCGCCAACAACGCCUGUGAUUCCGGAGACACCUGGCACCUCAGGGUCAAUUGUUCACCGCCCGAGACCAAUCCCAAGAAGAAGCAAUACAUCAGGCAUGGAUACGUACUUCCCUCCAAUCGCGCCGCCAAAGGGCCACAGGAAAUCGAAGUCUGCUGGGUCUAUCCGCACCGUGAAAUCUAUGCUGCAGACUGUGCCAGGCAGCCCGACAAAUCUUCCUCCCCUACCUCUGCCUCCUUCGCAACAAAUCCCAAGCUACGCUACUCGGCCGAAGCCCAAUGACACGAAGAGCAUGACGUACGAUGAGAAAAUGACCCUGCUUUUCCCACAGCCACCGAACGCAGAGGGGAGUGCACGCAGAAGAUCAUCAGUGCCAUCAUUGCCUGGGAUGCCUGUCUCGUUCAUAAGUAGCUCACCGACACUCACAGAUAACCUUGGCUACAAUAACCAAUAUCGAGAUUCCAAGAGGACAACGACGUCGGUGCAGACAAGGAGCCUGUUUGAGGAGCCAGAGGAGGCAUCCCAACGAGAAGUGUCCAUGGAGGCGGGCCGUGACCGACCGAGUGCCACGGCAUAUCACAGUCUUCUAUCAGAGGCUGGCCAAGACGUUAUGGGCGAGGAGUACCCGGUGGAUGAGAAGAAGCAGUCCAUGGCAACGACAGGAAAUGGCAAGCGAGCUUCGUCGCCGAUUUUGCCCGCCCGAUUUAGUAUCAAGACAGCGACAACGACGGAUAACACCACCACGGACGAUGCAACUACGGAAUGGGGCACGGUCCAUUCUCCGGCACCAGUUCAGCAGAUAGGCUUGACAGUUCACCAAGCCCGGGCCAUCGAGGUUGGGAAGGCGGACAAAACCCCUGGCCAAGACCAGAGGGCCGUUUCGGCGAUGACCAAUAGCGAGGAGAUGGUUUUUAUGCUCGACGCGUCCGUGGCGAGGGACUUGCAGCCUAAGGGCAAGGCGCCUGCAAAUGUAGAGGAGGAAAGCCCGGUGGCGUCAAGAGCGUCUUCUGGUCAAUUCUAUCGGCGGGUUGGAGACGAGACCCUCAGUUUCUCUUCGCGACCCGAUAAGACGCGGUCGAGAAGAGGCCCACCACCAGUUCCUCUGGUGCUGAGCGACCGACCGACGACAGCCAAGCAAGCGGUCCUCGUCAAAGCUGCCGAACCAUCGCCUCUCCCGUCCCCGGAGGAGGCCCUCUUGAUGAUUCAAGCACAGCUGAAGAAGUACGAGCAGCCUGGCCCGGGCGCGGCCGACAGCCCCGGGCACGGUCGACUAGCGCUUUUGAAUGACUUGGAGGCAGAGAUGGGCCAGCAAGAGACGAGGUGGCAUGGCAUGCAGCACGACCUUUCGCGAGAUUCGUUCUCCACCGUCUCGCCCACCGCGCAGUCCCGCCGCAAUUCUGAAGCUGCCCCCACGUCGCCGGCUGAGGCUCUAUCCAGGAACUCUUCAACCAAAUCCAAGGAGAGCAUCGCUGCAGACCGAAGAGCAUCACGCCGGGCACGUAUGGGUAGCAUCUCGUCGACGCGCUCUUCGUCGCGUGAGAGCGACGACAGCAGGAAUCGAGCGAGUCUUUGGCAGCGGAGGCUGGCAGAGGCACAGAUGGAGUACAUGGAGAACGCUAACGAGCUCAUUCGCAAGCGUAGUCUGAACUUCCUCUCCGUGGCCAAGGCCGACUUGGGCAGUCCGACGCCCCCGGACUCGGAUGAGUCGGAAGGAGAGAUCGAAUCCAGGCGCAAUCUGGCAGCUCUCCUCGAGGCCCGUGCUAAGCAUCAGGCGGUCGAGAAGGAGCGGUCUGCUGGGGCCGCACAACUUCUCUGGACACCUCGUCGGGAGCCCAAGGCUGAGAGCGGCUUUAUGUGGGUUCGGCCACAGCGACCGUACGAGCAACAUUUGCCGUGUCAGGAGCCCCCCCUGCCUGGACUCUCCGUCCGCCCAGCUCAGAGGAAAGAGAGUUCCACGCUGCCCAUCGAGUCCUCACAGCUUUGGCAGAAGCCGACUUCACUCGGCGGGACCGACCUUUCCGGCCUCUGGAGGUCUCCAGCCGAAGUGCAGGCGCUGAAAGAAACAUCUCAAGCGACCAGUUCUGCAAGGCGUCAGGCUCCCAGCUACUACAACCCCGGCAUUCAGCGCUCCCGGUCCGCCUCCGGAUCCCGCCCGCUGACGCAACGACCACCGCGUCGAAGCAAGCGGAUCACAGCGCUGCCAGACAUUGUCGAGGAUCCUCAGCCACUCCCGGACAAGCGAGGAACUCUUGGUAUCUUCCAGUUUCCCUGGGGAGAGAAGUCUGACAUUGCCUCCGUGCAACCUCGCCCGUCACUCUUCAUGGCGAUGCCAGGCACCAUGUCCACCGGUGGCAGGAACGUCAACAUGGCUCUAGACGCGAGGGCCAGGCAAAUCGAGUCGGAUGAGUACUCUUCAUCCUUCUUUGAUGACUAUGACGAAGACGCAGAAGAUCGAAGCGACUCCUCGAGCGACAUGGGAUCGGACAGUGACGACGGAUUUGAUGAAUCCACGUUGUGGGAAAUCGCAAGCUUGCUCAAGACUGAUCAAAUCCCAUCCACCAACAGCCUGUUCCCGCCGCCGGAUGAUGCCACAAGCUAUGUGGUCGAUGACUACGCGGAUGACGAGGAGGCUGCUCGGAUUGCUCGUCAGACGAUCCUUGUUGGCAUCGAAGAACCAGAUGGUCUCCAGGAGAUGCCAUCCCCACUUCCCCCACAGGACUCGCCCAAGAGGACGCAGUCGGCCCUAUGGCAGGCCACGCGGGGUACGGAACGGGCGUUGUCCGCGAAGGGUCUUCCUCAACCCGUGGACUGGCACAGCUAUGAUGCACCAACAGAGACCUCCCGUGCUAAGCCUCGGAUGCCUGUGCAACCUGCGCUGAUCGAGAGCGACAAUCUUUGGAUCCCGUCGCAGGUCGAGGCUGUGGAAUCAAAGUCGCCAAUGUGGUCCUUACCAAGCAGUGUGGAGUCCUCCCAACCAGCCUCGCCGAAGGAGACGCUAGAAGUGCCCCUAGCACGGGGGCUAUCGACGGAGCUUCCUGGCCUGAAGGAGCUGUCGAGGUCUAUUUCGACGACAGACUCGCUCUGGAAAGUGGAAGAGCAACCCCAGAAAGGCGAUCAUGGUGUCGGCCUGCCGCACCCGGACAACUGGGAGGCACUAGACAACACCAAGUCUACCGUCCGUGCAAAGCCUCGUCAAGCCGAGCCUGCUAUCAUUGAGAGCGGCAAUCUGUGGCAGACUUCCUCCGAUACUCGUCGUUCCAAAAAUUGGCUAGAAGCACCGACGCCAAUUGAGCCUAGCAAACCUCUGUGGGAAGUGGUCGAGAAGCCGAAGCGCGGCGAGCAUGCUAUCGGGCUGCCUCAUCCUGACAACUGGGAUGAGUAUGAUGGUGCCAAGCCUACUCUGCGUUCCAAGCCGAGACAGUCUGGUCCCGCCGUCAUCGAGAGCGUCAACCUGUGGCAGGCUCCUCCGGUCGAGCAGCCCGGUCCGAGGAACUGGUUGAAGCUACCAAGAGCAAUUGCUACCAGCCACAAUCUAUGGCAAGUGACUGCACGCCCGAAGAGAGGGGACCACUCUGUCGGUCUGCCUCAUCCCCAAAGCUGGGAUAGCUACGACAAUGUAACGGCAACAAUCAGGGCGAAGCCUCGACAAUCUGGUCCCGCCACUAUCGAGAGCGUCAACCUGUGGCACGCUUCUCCAAUUGAGAAGUCUGUACCGAGGAAUUGGCUGAAGCUACCAAGCCAGCGUCUCUGGCAGGCAACUUCGCGACCAAAGAGAGGUGACCACGCCGUCGGUCUGCCUCAGCCUCAGGAGUGGGAAAGCUACGAUGGUGUAAAGACGACUGCCCGGGCAAAGCCUCGACAGUCCGAGCCUGCUGUUAUUGAGAGCACCGACCUUUGGCAAGCUUCGUCAGGCGAGGCAACUACUUCGCCUUCCAAGUUGUGGGCACCGAGGACGCAGUCCGCUCCUGUGACGCGUGCUGCAUCCCCUGUCGUGGAUACUUUCAACCAGCCCGAGGCACCUAAGCUACUCUGGUCGGCACCAGUGUCACCCAAGCUGCUGGCUGACUCUGGCCUAUUCAAUCCCGAUGCCAGUCGCGCAGACUUCAGAAGGUCUUCUCAAGCUCCCGCCGCUGUUCACAUGGGCCGCAAGCCCCGCGCAGCAGACCGGAGGCCGGUUGACAAGCUGAACUCGACAACGCUUUGGGUCGCCGAUGUCGCGCCUCAGAUUGAACGCAACUGGAUCUCACCGAUGCCCAGCCCCAAGGAGAAAGCUUCCAGGAUCCCAGCCCCCAUUCUGAGGUCAGCAACUCUGGCUAGACGGCAGCAUCGAUCAGUUGCCGCUUCGCAAGUGGACUGGGACGCUGCUCUCCGACAAGCACUUGCAGCCAGCUACCCGGUGCCAUCGCGUAAGGCGACGACUUCCCAGCAGUGGGAUGCCGCACUCGACCAGGCUAUAGCUGCCAGCUACCCUGCCCCCUCUGUUCCAAGCCGCAAGAUGACUGGCCAGGCGAGUGCUGCGGACUGGGCCAGUGCUUUGGCUGAAGCUGUGUCAAAGAGCUAUGGCAAGCCUUUUGAUGUCUCAAGACGCCAUCCCGUAUUCGCCGCGUCAUCGUUGACCUCCAGUGCUAUGGUGACACACCCUGCUGCUGCUGGCUACACGUAUGAUGUUGCUGCUGUGCAUCCUGUCUUCUUCGGCUCAGGCAUUGCCACGUGCCCGGACGACAACUUUCACCCAGCCAUGGGCCGUUCGUGGACCACAACCGACAUUGAAUCAUCUGGCGAAACCACAACCGGGAGCACAGCCUUGAUUCCUACCUCUGCCGAUCACGCAGUGGAUGAGGAGGAAGAGUACUACGCAGAGAGUGAGGUGAUGAUGGACCCAGCACUGCUUGCACGAAUCGAGGCACUUGAGCAGGAGCGUCAGUUCGCGGAGCAGUGGGCGAGGAACUCUUUUGCACCUGUUGAUGUCACCCCCAGAACGCCACAGGCUUCAGUAGUCCCUCCCAGGGAGGAAGCACUGGAGGUGCCUCAGCAGGCCUUCGACUUUGAGUUCGAGCCCGUCGAUGUCACGCCGACCGUCCCACUCGCCCCUUUGACGAUGCCACACGCCGCCCAGGAGCCUGCCGCGGCACCAAUUGGCUCCGCGUUGGAGUCACCCGUGGUUCAGCGCCUCAAGCGCGCAGACACUUUCCAGUCUGUGUCCGAGAUGAGUGAGGCCGAGUCGUCGGUAGUCAGACUGAGGGAUAGCCUCGUGAGCUUGGAUACUCCUACGGAAAGGAAGCCUGCGGGAUCCAGUAUCAAAUUCAUCUACUGA
Molecule: messenger RNA, 7209 nt
Organism: Diaporthe citri
Lineage: Eukaryota; Fungi; Ascomycota; Sordariomycetes; Diaporthales; Diaporthaceae
Exons: 4
Coding region: 1-7209 (2402 amino acids)
Source: RefSeq, a predicted model, not a curated record